Messenger RNA from Cordyceps fumosorosea ARSEF 2679, 1320 nucleotides. Its product is annotated as chromatin assembly factor 1 subunit C. Gene Ontology annotation, cellular component: Rpd3L complex; Rpd3L-Expanded complex; nucleus. Gene Ontology annotation, biological process: regulation of gene expression. NCBI's taxonomy places the organism in Eukaryota, Fungi, Ascomycota, Sordariomycetes, Hypocreales, Cordycipitaceae. The record is from RefSeq and is a predicted model, not a curated record. The transcript is spliced from 6 exons. Gene Ontology annotation, molecular function: histone binding. Bases 1 to 1320 code for a protein of 439 amino acids.
AUGGCGCCUCCUUCGAGUAUGGACCGCGACAUGGACGUCGAGCCAACUCACGAAGAAGAAGACGACCAGGUUGAAAGAGCCAUCAAUGAAGAAUACAAGGCGUGGAAGAAGAACAGCCCGUUCUUGUAUGACAUGAUUCUUGGCACUGCACUGACGUGGCCUACUCUCACUAUCCAAUGGUUUCCCGACGUCAAAGAACCCCCCGGGGAAAACCUCCGCAUGCACCGCCUUUUGCUAGGCACCCACACCUCCGACGAAAGCACAAAUUACUUGCAGAUUGCCGACGUACAAGUCCCAAAAGCGCAUGUGCCGAAUCCGGACAACUACGAUGACGAGAGCGGCGAAAUUGGAGGCUAUGGCAAGUCAGCAGACAUUGCGCCGCUCAAAUGCGAUAUCGUGCAGAAGAUUGAGCACCCUGGCGAGGUGAACAAGGCGCGUUACCAGCCGCAGAACCCAGAUAUCAUUGCUACGUUGUGUGUCAAUGGAAAAAUCUUGAUUUUUGACCGCACAAAGCACCCGCUGCAGCCUACAGUCCCUGGCAAGAUUGACCCUCAACUUGAGCUGAUCGGACACAGCUCUGAGGGAUUCGGUCUUGCUUGGAACCCCCACGAGGAGGGUUGCCUGGCCUCCGGUAGCGAGGAUAAAACUAUGUGUCUUUGGAAUAUAAAGGAAGCUACAUCUGACGCUCGGAUCGUCAAGCCUUGGCGCCGAUACACUCACCACACCCAGGUCGUCAACGAUGUUCAAUACCAUCCCAUAUCCAAGAACUUUGUUGGUUCGGUCUCCGACGAUCUUACCCUAAAGAUUGUCGACACGCGCAAUAGCGACUUGACCAAGGCUGCAGUAUCUGCUGUCGGCGGCCACAUGGAUGCCAUCAACGCCUUGUCAUUCAACCCCAACUCCGAGGUUUUGGUGGCCACUGCCUCUGCUGACAAGACUAUCGGUAUUUGGGAUCUUCGCAAUCUCAAAGAGAAGGUGCAUACUCUAGAAGGUCAUAGCGAUGCCGUCACGUCAAUCUCGUGGCACCCCAGCGAAGCUGGUAUCCUAGGCAGUGGAAGCUACGAUAGACGCAUCAUCUUCUGGGACUUGUCUCGAAUUGGCGAGGAGCAGCUCCCUGAUGACACAGAAGAUGGCCCUCCAGAACUGCUGUUUAUGCACGGUGGCCACACAAAUCAUCUCGCUGACUUUAGUUGGAACCCCAACGAGCCGUGGAUGGUCGCCAGUGCCGCUGAAGAUAACCUUUUGCAAAUCUGGAAAGUUGCCGACACCAUUGUCGGCAAGGAUGAUGGCGAGCUGCCCGUGGACGAGGUUGACCGAUAG